This is a messenger RNA of Myotis lucifugus (little brown bat), 956 nucleotides long. It is a transcript of the gene CMTM7, whose product is annotated as CKLF like MARVEL transmembrane domain containing 7. The record is from RefSeq and is a predicted model, not a curated record. NCBI's taxonomy places the organism in Eukaryota, Metazoa, Chordata, Mammalia, Chiroptera, Vespertilionidae. Gene Ontology annotation, cellular component: membrane.
GGCAGGGGCCGCGCGAUGUCGCACGGAGCCGGCUUGGUCCGCACCACGUGCAGCAGCGGCAGCGCGCUGGGACCCAGGGCCGGCGCCGGGGCCGCAGGGCGAGCGCCUCGGAGGGGCUGGUGGACCCCGGUCUACCCCCGCACCCACGGGGCCCUGCUGAAAGUGGCGCAGAUGGUCAGCCUGCUGAUCGCCUUCAUCUGCGUGAGGAGCUCUCCGUGGAUCAGCCAGAGCGCCUACAGAUACUUCGAAGUGGUCACCAUCUGCAACUUGAUCAUGAUCCUCGCCUUCUACCUGGUCCACCUCUUCCGCCUCUACCGUGUGCUCACCUGCAUCAGCUGGCCCCUGUCGGAACUUCUGCACUAUUUAAUCGGCACCCUGCUCCUCCUCAUCGCCUCCAUCGUGGCCGCCUCCAAGAGUUACAGCCAGAGCGAGCUGGUAGCCGCCUCGAUCUUCGGCUUCGUGGCCACCUUCCUCUGCCUGGCGAGCGUGUGGCUGUCCUACAAGAUCUCUUGUGUGACCCAGUCCACAGAUGCAGCCGUCUGAGGACACCGCGGCCUCCGGGCCCGCAGGAGGCCCUGCAGGGCGUGUGGCCCCGCAGGCAGGAGGACCCGCGGGCCGGUGACCUCAGGAGAGACUUCCGAACCUGUGUUCCUGUGCCAAAGCCCUGCCCGGCUGGCGGGCACGGAGGGCCUUCUCCUCCCUCCUGGGCUCCCGAGCUACUCCGGACCUCUCUCUCCGGCCUAUUCUCCUGGGAGAACAUUCUCCUCAUCCGGGAAAGAAAAGCAGCCUCCAAGGAAAUCUGGUCUCUGCCUCCUGCUUUUCCAACGGCCUCCGGGACUGGUGACCGGACCUAACACAACAGAGAGGUUUCUGGAUGCUCCUGCACAAAUCCCACUCCUCGCGGGAGUGGCGCUGCCUUAAGUCUCCCUGUAAAAACCAAGCCCUCUCCUAAUUUA